AUGUCGUCUCUUCGGCUUCGCGGUCGAAUAAAGCAGGCCAGUCUUGAUCCCUUCAGCAAUGUGUUCCUUGAGUCGAUCGGUCAUGGUUCCCUCAGUUUCAAGUUUAACAUGUCUGUUUACGAUUCUGAUUAUACGGCCAUGGCCGUCGAUACUCCUAUUCACGACCCUGGUGCUUCUCCCUCUACUCUUCAUACCUCGUCCGAUACUCCUACUGUUUUGAAUCAAGCCUUGCACGAGGCUAAUGCUCCUAGCGAGUCUCAGAUUGAAGAAAGAGACAUCGCCGCCUCCUUUCCCGUUGAUCCUGCCAUUACCUCCGUUAGCGCCGGCGCUGCUCCUAUCCAACCCACUCAUGCGUACCCUGCGCACCGAUCAGCUCAGGUAGAAGAGGACGAGGUCCCCAGCUACCCGCCGCCUCCGUACGUACAUGCGGUGCGUUUUGCAUCAGCUGCUCCCUAUUCUACUCCAGCCUCGGCCGGGCCUCCUCGUUCCGUCUUAAAUCACGCUCCUCACCGAGCGUAUUCUACGCCUCGUCAGGCCAGUUCUGCCUCGCCGGGUAGCCCAACUCGUCCGUCCAUUCGUCGACGACUCUUCCCGACUUCUCCUGCGCCUACCAGGGCCGCGUCUCCGGGUGGUUCGCCCGCGCCUCCUACCGAUCCUCCUGCGACUCCUCAUCCUGCCCCUGCCGGUGAUCCCUACGACAUGGAUGCACGAUUUAGUGCUCAAUUUCUCGCGAUGAGCUUCUACAACACCCUCUUGUCUGUGCACGACGUCCUGGGGGACUUUAGCCGACGACCAUCCCCACUUCCUUCGCCACGAGAUCAUGCGUGCUGCUACAAUUGUCGCCGAGGAUUGGUCAACUAUCAUCGCAUCCACUUGCCUGCCCAGUUUGCCGAGCCUCAUUCCAUGGGUCACCUAGUGGCCAAUAGCGUCCGUUUCACUGUCCGUUGUCUGAAUACAUUGAUCCUUGAAUGUCCUGAUUUGUACCCCUCCAUUCCUCCUCUCUCCCCAACUAGCUGA
Messenger RNA from Puccinia graminis f. sp. tritici CRL 75-36-700-3, 1017 nucleotides. RefSeq lists its product as uncharacterized. NCBI's taxonomy places the organism in Eukaryota, Fungi, Basidiomycota, Pucciniomycetes, Pucciniales, Pucciniaceae. The transcript has 6 exons. The record is from RefSeq and is a predicted model, not a curated record. The coding region runs from base 1 to 1017 and encodes 338 amino acids.